Amaranthus tricolor (Joseph's coat) is the source of this 3967-nucleotide messenger RNA. RefSeq names its product E3 ubiquitin-protein ligase MBR1-like. The coding region runs from base 1422 to 3272 and encodes 616 amino acids. Lineage: Eukaryota; Viridiplantae; Streptophyta; Magnoliopsida; Caryophyllales; Amaranthaceae. The transcript is spliced from 7 exons. The record is from RefSeq and is a predicted model, not a curated record. Gene Ontology annotation, molecular function: ubiquitin protein ligase activity.
AUCUUCUCAAAUCCCAACGCUUAUUCUAUUUCUUCAUUCUUAGAACCCAACCCUUUCUUAGCGAGAUAUACCCUUUUCUCUCUCUAUUCCUCCUUUAGUUCAACCGCAUGCGAAUUGUCCGAUUCAUCGCUCACCAGAAUUUCACUCCAAGAGAAGCUAUUCCAAAUGGACCAUUUACCAAUGUCCUAAACAUUGGUCCUUUACGCCCAAUUAUCUUAUGAUACUUUGAACUCCUUUCCUUGAGAGAGGGGAGUUUGUUCAAAUUGAAGUUCACAUUCUUAAUGUUGGGGGAAAUAGAGAGAUUUUCCAAAGGAUUGCCUCAGGUAGUUGCCGACAUCUAUAUUAGUUUUGUGGAGUUAAAUCUUUCCUUGGUUUGAAUAAGAGAGAAUUCAUUAGUUUGCUUUGGGAGGUAUUUUUCUGACUAGCCAUUUCCUUACUGCCAUGGAUUUAUAUGCAUUAUGCAGAUCCUAUAGCAAACUUGUUUUCAGUUGUCCUUAGGUUAUGCUGGCCUCUGACUCAGAAGAACCUACACUUGAGCCUUGAGUUGAUGGGAUUCUGUAUGCAAAGCCUGUGCACUUAGCACCUAAGAUGAGCAAUGCUUCAUUGUCCUGAGAGAAGGAAAGCUGACAACUGUUGUGGAUUAAGCAGGAAACAUUUAUAGUUGUGGUUACCAAAUAUGUGGUGCCUUGUUGAAGAUAUACUAUUGUUCUCUUUAGAGAUUGUUGCUUUUGUAGAAUUUAGGCGACACGCCUUUGUUAUAUAGAUUUUUUCUUUGAAUGUUCAAUAGUUGAUUAGAGAAUAAAGUGAAGUAUUUUUAUACUUCUGAAGGUCUAUAUACUUAUUUUUCACAUAAUUUUUUUUUGCAUGUCCUCCUUUGCUUCUCCCUCUUUUUCUAGUUUGUAAGCUAAUUUGCCUUAUUUUUGGUGGAUUUAAAUGAUGCUAAUAGCACUAAGAUAAAGCAUCCUUAUCCCAAGCAUUUUCCUUUAGUUUUAUCUCUUAUUUGAGUAUAUUCCUAAGAAUUAGUGUUCUUCUGUGGAAGUUUGUGUAAAUAUAUGAUCGAAAGACACAAGAGAGGCUUUAUCUUGUCAGAUAUGUUACUUUAGCUACCAUAUUAGUUUCAAAAUUGACAUGGAUCUGGAUCUGGAGUUUAGUCAUAUGCUUUGUUGUGCACUUGGCCACAAUCAAACUUGGAAUGUAAGAAAGCAAUGAAUAGAGAGGUGAGAUCAAUUUCUGUACUUGCUCUACUCACAGUUGCCUCUCAUUACUGAAAAGAUCUAUUGCUCUAUGGAAACAACUCUGAACAGAUUUGAAGUCUAGCUUGUGAAUGAAGGUGAAAAGUGAAAAAAUUAUAUUCAGGUUAAGUUCUAUGGCUCUUUAUUGGUUGGUUUGUUAGCUAAGGCAGUAUUUUGCUGGACGUGAUUAUGGCACACAGACACAUAUAUAAUACAUCACAGAUAUUUGACGCAGAGUCUGAUCAGCACUGGAAUCUUUUACACUCUGAAGAUCCAUACCACCGACUUGCUAGGUCUAGCUCUGCAGAAAGUACCACAAUAUUUCAUCCUGCAGAUAAUGGACCAGUGAAUCGAGCUCAUUCAUGGAAUACUGCUAGACUGAGUAGAUAUCCUUCAUCUGGCCAGAUGGCCAAUGCACCACAUUAUCAGCCUGAUUCUUCUGAUCUUACUCGUGAUUUUGUACAUCCAUCUGCUGCUGGAAAUGCCUUUAUAGUUCCAGAACGCCAUGCUCACCAUCCAUCUUCCUCAUAUUAUGGAGUUGAAAGCAAUUUCCUUAAUAUUUCAAUGGGAAACGGAAGGGGCCCUUACAAAAGGAAAAGACCUGGGAUUCCUGAUAUCACCGAGAGAGGCAGCACAAGCAGUUACUAUUGUGCUGGAAGUUCGUCUGAUGUCGCGACAUCAUCAGCACCGCGGCAGGAAAAAUCAACUGUGGAUACUCAACUUGAUCACUGGGAGGCUCUACCAUCGAUUGGAGGUGAAACCUCUACAAGGAAUGUGAGAAGCCGAUCUGCCAAUUACAGGACCAAUCAACCAUCAAUUGGAGGUGAAACCUCUACGAGGAAUGUGAGAAGCCAAUCUACCAAUUACAGUACCAACCAACCAUCAAUUGGAGGUGAAACCUCUACGAGGAAUGUGAGAAGUCAAUCUGCCAAUUACAGGACCAAUCAACCAUCAAUUGGAGGUGAAAUCUCUACGAGGAAUGUGAGAAGUCAAUCUGCCAAUUACAGGACUAAUCAACCAUCAAUUGGAGGCGAGACCUCUACGAGGAGUGUGAGAAGCCAAUUCACUCUAGACUUAGAGUCUGAUGCGUUUAGGCCUCAUCUACCUGCCAAUUAUGCGCACCAUCCGAGUCCGAGUGCAAUUCCUAUUGAUCAUUUUGGAACAAUUGAUUCUUUUCAAAACCAAAGCGUUCCUUUACCACAACGGACUCCAAUUCAUGUGCCUGGUGCUCCUGUUGGUAGGACUGUGGUUCCAAGUAACUUGAAUCAUGAGAGUAAUCAAUUAUUUGCUGGAAGCAGCAUUGCGAAUUCUUCUUGGGAAAUGGCUGGCUAUCAUCAUGAACACAUUGCCAGCAGAAAUUCUCUUUCACAAAGUUUACAUCCUACUCCAUCUCAUACUAGGGGUGCUCGCAGUAGCUAUUCUCACAGAUCCGCUUCUAAUUGUAGAGUUGCGAUGGGCAAUUUACGUAUGAGCCAUGUUGCUUCCUCCAAUGAUGGUCUUCAGUUACCGGGGGAGAAUCAUUCCACAAGGCAUCAAAGACCUUUUGGCCCCAUAGGAUGGCACAAUGGUGGCAGGAUUGGUAGAUCUAGGUAUUCCUCUGAGAGAUAUCGUUUAUUUUCUGAGGAUGCUGGUGAACAUGAUCGAUUGACCCCUGAGGGUCUGAUGGUUAUUGACCAUUCUCUGUAUGGCUCAAGGAAUUUUUCGGAUCAACAUCGAGACAUGAGGCUAGAUGUUGACAAUAUGAGCUAUGAGGAAUUACUUGCUCUCGGAGAGAGGAUUGGAAGUGUCAACAUUGGGUUGCGUGAAGAUCAACUGCCCAAAUGUUUGACGGAGACAGUAUACGGUUCAUCAGAUCAAGUGCAGGAAGAAGGAAGAUGUGUAAUAUGCCUGGAGGAGUAUGAGCAUAUGGAUGAUAUUGGAACCCUUAAAGCUUGCGGUCACGAUUAUCAUGUAAGCUGCAUCAAAAAAUGGCUAUCGAUGAAGAAUACUUGUCCAAUCUGCAAGGGUCCAGCCAUGCCAGAUAGUAUAAAGGAGACAUGAGCUGAAGCUGCUUAUGUUAUUCUCUAUUCUUUGUAAAUAUCCUACCUUACGUAAAAAGGUGAUUGAGACUUUCCUCAAUUGGAGGAAUCUCAUCUAGGUUUAUUAUAAACUAUUAUUAGUAAAUUUGAUCAUGAACAAUUCAAAUUAGUAGUUUAUUUUAACUGUUGUUUUCUUGGACUUAGUUAUGUAUGCAAAUAUUAUUAGUUAAUAUUUUAAAUUGAGGUUUUCUCAUUGUACUUUAGUUCAAUCCAUGAGUAACAACCAAUAUUUAGAGGUGAAUUACAUUUUGUGGGGCUAUUACAUGACAUUGCUUCUUUUUUUUUAAAAAAAAAAAAAAUGUUGCUAGGGUUUAGAGUGAAUCCUUAUCAGCAAGAGAAUGCAUUUAUUUUUUUUGUAAAUGAUGAGGGAUCAAGAACAGAAUUUUCAUCAUAAAGUGAAAAAGAAAGUUUUUACUUAUUAAGUUGACUCAUAAUUCUCUUAUUUAUCAAUUUAAGGGCAAUCUUAACGGCGAAAUCAAUUACUUGUUUGACAUUGCUCGGUUUGGCCUUUUUAUUAACUUAUUAAAAUGUUUCUUUUUUUUUUGGUAUUUAAAUGUUUCUUCUUUUUUUUUUUUUGGAAAAGUUGGUCCCAAGAAUGUUGCUUAUAUAUAAGAUGUUAGAAUGUUGUAAACUAAUAAAUCAGUCACAUAAGCUUGC